AUGUUUGCUUCUAUUGACGCUCUGCUAUGCUCGAACGCAGGUUCGGCUAUCGACACUCCGUUAAACUACUGCAUCGAAGAUGGUAAACUCAGGAGGUCAUCCCAAUGCAAUGACUCCACGCCUCUCGCUAUUCCUCAUUGCCAGUCAUCAAUACUUUCCUCUACAGCUACUCCUUGUCCUACCAUACAACAAACAAAUACCACUGUGCCAGUAUCUUCCUCGCUGUUCUCGAUCCCACCAAAUUUCUCAGCUGAUCGGCUACAGUACCCACUACUUACACCGUCUGUACCUCUACUAUAUGACCAGCUGGCAUUAACCUUGGGAGCUUGGCAAACAUGGGGCAAAAUGCGACGUCCACGCACUGCAUUCACCAGUGAGCAACUCAUCGAAUUGGAACGUCAAUUUGGCGAGAACAAAUACCUCAGCCGACCGAGGCGAUAUCCAACUCGCACAGGAGCUUUGUCUCACUGA
Messenger RNA from Cooperia oncophora, 471 nucleotides. The record is from the annotation of a GenBank genome assembly. Lineage: Eukaryota; Metazoa; Nematoda; Chromadorea; Rhabditida; Trichostrongylidae.